Hyalella azteca is the source of this 1350-nucleotide messenger RNA. RefSeq lists its product as uncharacterized. The record is from RefSeq and is a predicted model, not a curated record. The coding region runs from base 33 to 554 and encodes 173 amino acids. Lineage: Eukaryota; Metazoa; Arthropoda; Malacostraca; Amphipoda; Hyalellidae. The transcript is spliced from 3 exons.
GACUUUCUCGCAGAAUUUCUACGUAACGCAGGAUGAAAGGGUCAACAUUUUUAGUGUGCGUAGGAAUUCUGACCCUUGCGGUGCAGAUCUCUGCAGAAUUAAGUUCGCUGACGUGUUACCGCUGCGCCGGCUUUCUUGAGGACCGUCCAGAAAACUCAACAGUCAACAACAAGAACUGUGACCUCGACGCCUUCAAAAAAGAAGGCGUCGAACAUCACACUAACUCCACGGAUGACCCGUCCAUGGUUCUUGCAUGCCUCACUAUUGGAGUAUACGAUUCUAAUCAUAAUAAUGGCCGACCGUUCACCUUUAGAGAUGUGAUAAUGUACAAAGAUGAGCGAAGGGGCAUGAAAAACGAAGAACUGCUGGCGAUCGCUGCUAAUUUCCUGGAAGAAGGUGACGUUGCAGCUGAUGCCAUCGUAGAUCCAGAAAAACGAAGCUAUCUCUUCGUUGAGGUUUGCUACAAAGAACUCUGCAACGGAGCCGCCUGCAAUGCCUUGCCUAAACUCGUGGCGCUCGUGCUGCCGGCGCUGAUGCUGCGAUAUCUUAUUUGAUGGGCAAGCGAUGCUCUGGGAUGCAGUUUAAUUAAGUGAUAAGUUGUUGAACGACUUGGUGAUCUGUAAUGCGGCAUAGUUAAGUGGUUAGUUGUUAAAGGUCGUGAUGCGCUGCAAUGCAGCAUAGUUAAGCGGUGAGUUUUUGAACGACUUGGCGAUCUGUAAUGCAGCAUAGUUAACUGGUGAGUUGUUAAAGGCCGUGAUGCGCUGCAAUGCAGCCUAGUUAAGUGAUGAGUUGUUGAACGUCUUUAUGCGCUGUAAUGCAAUAUAAUAGAGCAGCGGUCAAUAUUUGUCAGCCUUUCAGUCACCCUCCUGAGUUGUAUUAGCAAACGUGCCGAAUUGCUGUCUUGAAUCUAUUCUGCAUUUUGUUGAGCGUCCGUAUGUAAAGGUAAACAGUAUCUUCUGUAUAACAAUUAAUAGGAAAAGAAUAUUGUGAAAAAAUUAAGUAAAAUAAACAAAUAAUGUAUAAAAAUUAUGCUGGUACACUUUUUGAGACAGUUACUUGCAGAACUUUCUAAUGUUCUGAUGAAUACAAAUGAUUACUGAAGAGCGUUUAGCCCAUUAUCUAGCAAGAGCGACCUCCAGUUCUUCCAGAGACGACACAAGAAAUCAGUUUGGAUUGUAACGUGCCUGUUGCCGUCUAUAAUCGUUUACUCAGCAGGAAAUCGUAAGCAUGAGUACUGCUUACAAAUAUUGGUUUGAGAAAAUCACGCUUUUCACGUUGUCAGGUAAAUUUCAGAAAGUUUUUGCACCAACAUUAAUUAUUAAAAAUUUGUAUCUCAUCAGUGCAGAGUUU